UCUAGUUCAUGCACCUGAACAUAAAUAGAUAGGGUAUAAAUACUAUACUGUUUGUGGUGAGGUUUAUACUCUUAACCUGAAAGAUGCAUAUUGAGUUGUCUGAUGUCAAUUGGAUGGCGUGAAGCAUUUCAGAUGACAUGGCGUUUUCUUUGCAGUUUUCCUCCACCCAACUGUAUAAGAUAAAUAUAUAUUCAUGGUUGUACGUUAUCUGGGAUGAUGGCUAUAUACAUGAUCCAGUAAAAUUUGAACUGGUGGCAUGCUUGUUUUUAUUGCUAAUUUUGCUGGCUACUACAGUGGCUCAUCAGUCUCCAGAAUUUGAUGUUGUGCUCACUAAAGUGGCUGAUCAAUCUCCAGAAUUUGAUGUUGUGCUCAUACAUGAUCCAGUAAACGUAUCUAUUUCGAAGCAUCUUCUAACUCCAUUGGUUUCUGGCUAGGAAAUAUGUCACAUGUCAACUGCAUUUCGAUUGGCCAUACUUUUAGCCCAUAACAAGCAUGUUUACAGUUUUAUUUCUUCUGAAGCUACCAUGCUCUUGUACAGCUGGCUACUAAUCUUGCUUGAGGUCUAGUGUGCUACUUGGCUGUGUGCAGUGCAGGGGAUCAACGGAUCAGGCCUGAGGUGUGAAGUGCUACUGAUCUGGUCCAACCAUGGAGCACGAAAGAACAUAGGACCGGACAUGAUCCCUUCAUGUGAAUUCACAUCAGCACAACAUUUCAAACACAUAAAAUCAAUCUCUCCAAGAAGAAUUGCAGCUUUUUAUCAGACUGGGACAGAAGGAUGGCUGCAACACCAAGGUGAACAUAUUCUUUCUGAAACGAACCCUUCUUUGUUUAUCAAUAUAUGUGCGGCCGGUGCUGGCUGAUCAAACCAACCUUCUGGCAUGUAAAGGUUCGAUUGUUCCAACAGCUAGCAAUGCUGAGCCUGGUGGCAUCACAUGAAAAUGGAUGGAGAGCAAGACGAUAUCUCCAAUCGAUAUUUACACCACACCAUCACCAAGCAUCCCAUUAAAAACGUGAUAUUCACGGGCGUGCGCUCUUCAGCCAACCAGGCACUGCUCGGUUCUCAACAAGCACCCCAUUAUGCCAGCCACCCCAGAGGAGUUGCUGGGCCUCAUCGAGCCUGCACCUCCGAGCCCUUCCGUCUUCCUCGACCAUCCAUCAAUGACACAUGGUGACUCAGGGCUGCCUCAGGAUGAUCAAACCCUGGCAAACAUCUCACGCAUACUUAUGGAGGAAGACGACAUUGUCGACAAGUUCCUCUACCAGUACCCUGACCAUCUGAAGCUCCAGCAGGCCGAGCAGCCAUUCGCCCAGAUCCUCUCCGGUGCUUCCACCACGUCAUCCAAUGCCCAGGAAUCCUCAGCACCCGACACACUUGCCUCGACCGUGCUGCCUAGCAAAGGCAACAACAUGGACGACAAGGUUUGCAGGUUCUUUUCUCGCGAGGUACAAGAUCCAACCUUCUACUUGAAUGGUACUUGUGUGGUGGAGCCCAACAAUAUGGUGUUCCCCGGAGAGGGCAGCACCAGCAUGGACAUGCUGUCGAGUAUGGCAUUCUUGAAAGGCACGGAGGAGGCCAACAUGUUCUUGCCCAGAGACAACGCGGUGGUGGAUGGUAGGGGGCGUAAGAACAAGUUUAGCAUGAGUGGUGAUACGGAGGCGGACUUGGGAAGGAGAAGCAAGCAAAUAGUGGUGCUGGUGCAUACUGACACUGAUGAGGAUGCCAUCGCGCUCCAGAAGUUGGAUCGGCUCAUCCUCAAUGGCUACGACAAGUACCUCAAUAGUAUGCAGGAGGUAGUACGUGUCACUUUGGAUAAGGAGAACAAGGCAGCACAGCUGAGCAUCUACAGGCGUGGGAGGCGCGGCAUGAGACAAUUGGCAGUGACUGACCUAGAAACACUGCUGAUCCACUGUGCAGAAGCAGUGGCCAGCAAUGACCGACACGGUGCGCGCGAGCUGCUGCUCAGGAUCAAGUGGCACUCCUCACCGGCAGGGGACGCGAGGCAGCGGCUGGCCCAUUACUUCUCCCAAGGGCUGGAGGCGCGGCUGGCAGGCACGGGGAGCCAGCUCUAUGGCGCACUCAUGGGGAAGCGCACCUCUGUCGUGGAGCUCAUCAAGGGCUACCAUCUUUACGUGGCAGCCUGUUGUUCCCUCAAGGUGUCGUUGCUCUUUUCUAACAAGACCAUCUACACAUCCGUUGCAGGGAGGAGGAAACUGCAUAUUGUGCACUACGGCAUCAACACUGGGUUCCAGUGGCCAGAGUUGCUCCGGUGGCUGGCGGACAGGGAGGGCGGGCCACCAGAACUAAGACAGUCAUGGUAUCAAUGGAUCACUGGCAUUAACAACCCUCAGCCUGGGUUACAUCCGGCUGAGCAAAUUGAGGAGGCAGGACGCCGGCUCAGCAAUUGCGCUCGCCAGUUUGGCGUGCCAUUCAAGUUCCGCGCCAUUGCAUCCAAGCCAGAGGCUGUCCGGGCCGAGGACCUCCAGAUUGAUCCUGAUGAGGUCCUCGUUGUGAACAGCGUAUUCUUUUUCAGGAUCUUGAUGGAUGAGAGCGUCACCUUUGACAAGGUAAGUCCAAGGGACAUGGUGCUCCACACUAUCAGGAAGAUGAAGCCAGCCGUGUUCAUCCAAUCGGUUGUCAAUGGAGCGUACAGCGCGGCGUUCUUCAUGACACGGUUCCGCGAAGCGUUGUACUACUUCACGGCGCUUUUUGACGUGAUGGAGACCACCAUUCCACGGCACAAUGAAAAGAGACUGCUGGUGGAGCGGGACAUUCUUGCACGGUCUGCCAUGAACAUGAUAGCCUGCGAAGGCGCAGACCGGGUGGAGCGCCCUCAGAACUACAGGGAAUGGCAGUCACGGAACCAGCGGGCAGGGCUGAGGCAGCUGCCCCUGGACCCUAAUAUUGUUCUGAUGCUCAAGGAGAUAGUGAUGAAUGAGUACCACAAACAUUUCACCGUCAACGAGGAUCAUCGGUUGCUUCUGCAUGGAUGGAAAGGCAAGGUGCUCUGCGCCCACGCGACAUGGGCUGCUGAUGAUGCUAGUGGUUCUGAAUUGGCAUAGGUAGGUUGAAGUACCAAUGGAUAUACUCAUAUACAUUUCACUUAUUGUUUGUCAAGUAUGGUACGGUAGGUUUUCAUCAGUGUUUGAUCCCUAUCUGUCUUUUGCUGUGUCAGAUGUGUGUUUCCUCCGUUAUGUAUCUGUGACUGAGUAAAAGAAACCAUGGCCAUGUUGGAUAUGUUUCUCAGAG
Lolium perenne is the source of this 3247-nucleotide messenger RNA. RefSeq names its product scarecrow-like protein 9. NCBI's taxonomy places the organism in Eukaryota, Viridiplantae, Streptophyta, Magnoliopsida, Poales, Poaceae. The record is from RefSeq and is a predicted model, not a curated record.